UUCACCUGGAGCCCAUGGAGGAGGGUCAGUGCACACUUUACAAACCGCAAUUGUGAUUCAGUAUCAAAAAUCAGGCAGGAUGCUCUUUUACUGUUUGUUUUCUUCACUUCUAAGUUGUAGUUACUUGUACAAUGUCAAUACGAGUAAUGUACCUAUUACAUGUUGAAGGAAAAUCUGAGUCAAUUGGAAGAGUAGUCAUCCUACAAUCAGAAAGUUGUGGGUUUGAUUCCAUUUUUGUCUUGUUACAUAUUGUGAGUUAACCCCAAGUUGCCAUUAUGGAGCUUUUUAGUUUGUUGACAACUUUUAAAGACAAAUUCACAGUUCUGUAAAAGGAAAGUUGUUUUUCUUUGCCUAGUCAUCUAAAACAAAAACAAAACAAAAUAGAAGAGGCUUGAUCUCACUAAAUAUAAAAUCAAUUGAAACCAACUUUCCCUUAUGUCACAUUUUUGAACAGCUUAACUUCACUUCUUACACCCAGUCAAGAACUCACUCAAGUACCUGUCUGACAAUAUGAAGUAGGUGUGAUCUAAAUUCAACGGAUGGGAAACAAAGUCGCUGAUGUUUAUUGAUCUGAAAAGGUUGACGAAGCCGUUUCUAGGGGUUGGCUUUCACUGGACUGACGAGACAAAGUGCAACCUUUUGAAGGGUGUUUCAGACGAAUAUCACACUGAUAAUGAAACAUUGUGGUGGCAAUGUGACAAUCUGGACCUGCUUUGCUGAUUGAAGGAUAUAUUCUGCUCUCCUAUAGCGAGAAUCCCUAAUGAGAAUGUUUGGUCCUCUGUGACCUUCAAGUCAAACAAAUUUCUGUUAUGUACUAGGAUAAAGAUUCAAAGCACAUCAGGUCCACUUCUGACUGAAUGCCUCAAAUUGAACUUAAAGGACUGCUCAGGGUCAGGACUUCAAUCUUGUUGAAAUACCGUGGCGUGACCUUGCUUUCUCUAAAGGGAUUAUUUUUUUGUCCCCUUGUUUGAAAACCCCCUUCCCCACCAUUUUUCAAACACCAGAGCUCAAUGAAACAGUGUUUUGUACCAAUGACCACAUGGACGUCAUUAUUCCAAGUGCUUUCUUCCUCAACAAGGUGCCUCCAGUUGAUGUCGAUGAUUUGCACCUAAAUGAUCCAGAAUGCAGAGGAGAGGAAAUCGGGGACAACUUCGUUUUUAGCAUCAGGACGAAUCUCUCAGACUGCGGGACCAUAAUGGUCUUCGAUGACACACACAUCAUGUUCAUCAACACCAUACACAAUAACUAUUCAGACAUCAUCACAAGAAACUACAUAAACAUCACGUUCGUGUGCCGCUACCCCAUAAACUACAUGGUCCAACAACCCAACAGCCAAAACGUGAUCCGAGUGGACGUCCGAAGCAUCACCCUGAACACUGAGGACGGGAAUUUCUCAGUGUCAAUGCUGCUGUACAAAGACGAAGCCUUUGAGGACACGUGGACAACUGUGCCAUCCCUGACCCUGGAUGAAAACAUCUUUGCCAAAGUUUUUAUGAUACCGGCUCACUUGAUGCUCCGUUUGGAGAGAUGCUGGGCCACACCCACCAGCGAUCCAUACGGCAACAUUCAGUACACCUUCAUCAGAGACAGUUGUCCAGUGUUGGCCAACAAACAGACUCUCAGUGUCCUGAAGAACGGCGAAGGUCCAGAGGCCAUGUUCAGGAUACAGAUGUUUAAGUUUGUCGGCAGCUCUUACGCUUACAUCUUCCUGCACUGCAAUGUCCAGAUCUGCCACAGCAGCCUGAGUGUGUGUAAGCCUAACUGUACCACCGAAGACGGACAGAUGAGGACGCGGAGAGACGCCCCACUGUCCCACACCGUGUCCUAUGGCCCAAUCAGACGACUGCUCACCGCCAGUGAAAAACCCAAUCUAAAUCCCAGCAGUUUCCCUCCGGUGGAGACUCUUGUCCUGGGAGGUUUGCUGGUCGUCUUGCUGCUCAUCACUGGGGUGUUCGGGAGGCUGUGGCUUCGCUCCAGGCGUUUCUACCCACCACAGGAGGCACAGCUCACCCUAUCUAACAUUCACCACAUCUCAGAGGUGGCUUCAUGAAGUGAAGCUUUUAUAGCACUGACAAAUGGACAUAAACCUCACAUAUACAGAUGUGAUUGC
Gambusia affinis (western mosquitofish) is the source of this 2110-nucleotide messenger RNA. RefSeq names its product pancreatic secretory granule membrane major glycoprotein GP2. Gene Ontology annotation, biological process: neutrophil migration. The record is from RefSeq and is a predicted model, not a curated record. Lineage: Eukaryota; Metazoa; Chordata; Actinopteri; Cyprinodontiformes; Poeciliidae. Gene Ontology annotation, cellular component: cell surface; apical plasma membrane. The transcript has 8 exons. The coding region runs from base 1040 to 2050 and encodes 336 amino acids.